This is a messenger RNA of Fusarium proliferatum ET1, 366 nucleotides long. RefSeq lists its product as uncharacterized. The transcript has 2 exons. NCBI's taxonomy places the organism in Eukaryota, Fungi, Ascomycota, Sordariomycetes, Hypocreales, Nectriaceae. The record is from RefSeq and is a predicted model, not a curated record. Bases 1 to 366 code for a protein of 121 amino acids.
AUGAGUCAAUACACCACAAUUUCUAACGGCGUAGUGGUGACCGACAACGGGGUUCCACCCCCAGCCAACUGGGUCAAUUCUUACGAGGACAUGGGAGGGGACAUGCUUUGGGGCCAAGGUGGUCAGAUGGAAGAUGAGGUACGGGGUCGUGGCAUUGACGGAGAUAUCAGGCCUCACUACGGAAUGGCACCCUACACGGGAGAAGCACUCUACCUUUUCGAGGUUGGUAGCGGCAAGUUCUUUUUCUUCAACGCCAUUGAUGGGUCCUUGCUGCAGAUCAGGGAUCAGAGUGACCUGAAGAGUAUUGUGGAUAUCCUUGAUGACGAGAACAAGGGCUUGCCCGCGCUUGACAUUGAGGAAGUCUAG